AUGAGCCAAACUCCAGGAAAUCCUUUCUUCAAGUACCUCGACAACGCUCCAGUAGCUCUGAAAGGCUUCGAUAGGACAAUGGUCGUGUCAUUUCAAAAUGUUCUUCUACUAAUAUUAAGUGCGGUUUCGACAAUCAGCCACACACCAACCGACGUGGUGGCGGUUAACGGCAGUGGCUUUCCGGUCUCGUGGACGCUUGGCCGAAACCAUCUGCAAUUCGACCUGGAUGUCAUCUUCGACAUCAGCCAUCACUCACGCCAACACGUCGACUGGCAUCAACGACCUGCAAUUUCUCCUCGCUUGCUGCAGAAACCGCCAAACUCAAACGAUUCCCUCGAGUACUCGUUUUCACCUGCCCCAUUCAUCCAUCAUCAUCAUAAUCAUCAUCAUCAGCAGCAGAAGCAGCGCCAUUCAAGCAAGCUGUCGUGCAUGAAAUUGUUGUGUUUGGUGAAGAAUCGUCAACUGCACCUUCCAAACACUCACGCACUGCUUCAGAGCAUGCUCGGUCGACAUCUGAUGAAGUCG
Messenger RNA from Mesocestoides corti, 525 nucleotides. The record is from the annotation of a GenBank genome assembly. Lineage: Eukaryota; Metazoa; Platyhelminthes; Cestoda; Cyclophyllidea; Mesocestoididae.